UUUGUUUUGUUUCAUAAAUCAAUAUUUUGUGAUCAAUGCUCAAACUCUGAAUGUUGUUCUGCUGUUUUUGUUUUGUUUCAGAAAUCAAUUUUUUGUGGUCAAUGCUCAUACUCUGAAUGUUGUUCUAUUUUGUUUUAAGGCUGUGUUUGGAAGAGGUGAUUGAUUUCUGAGUGUUGUUUUGUUUUUGUUUUAAAGCUGUGUAAUGUGUUCAAUUUUCAUUUUGUAGAAAAUUCUUUGAGGUACAUGAGAAUUAAGAAGGAAGACUAUUUCAACGGUAUUACUCUGUUGAUUCUGGUUUGCUACAAGCUUGAACAUAGAAUUGAAGAGAGAAACCUUUUAUUAUUUCAUCAUUGGCCUAUUUUUGGCAUUGCAUAUCAUUGUAGUUUGUUUAUUCAUAGAACUAGUUGUUUAUGAUCUCCUUUUGAAGUAAAAAAAAUGCAGUAGAAGAGUGUUUAGAACCAGUUGCUUUAUUCAUUAAAUUUUUAUAGAAUUAGGUGUUUAUUAUAAAACGGUUUUCCCGGUUGAACGACGGUUGAACCAAUGAACUAGUGAACCAGUAACUAAAACGGUUUGAUGACCGUUCCGGUUUUUAGAACCUUGGUUCAGAUUCAUUCACUUAGGUUAUGCCCAAAAUUAAAAAUCCCAAAACCCACCCACCUAAUGAGCUGUAGGCGCCGGCCAUACCCCUAGAGGCAGCAGGAGGAGGCAGGCCCGAUUGGCUCCGUUGGCCAGUUCAGAAGGUCGCCGUCGCCGGUGUUGGUGCAGCCUUUGUCCUUGGCCACGUCGCUCUUGUCGCCCGCUUUGCCGCCGUUUCCCGUGCUAUUGUCAUUGCCCGCUGCUGUCGCCGGCGCUUUUGCAGCCUUUAUUCUUGGCAUCGUCGCUCUUCUCGCCCGCCUUGCCUGUCGUCGCCGGCUUUGUUGACACUGCCGUCUCUUGCUGUCUGCUCACUCCCCCACUUCCCUGUUCGUAACUCAGCGUCGUCUUCUUCAGAAUCUUGAGUACAAUAAAGUAGCAACAACAGCACUGCAGCAAUAAUCGAAGUCACAAUCUUCUCUGACACUAAAAUCACAAUCAAGCUACUCAUUCCAUUCAGAUACAAGGCUCACACGUGCUCAUGGAUCUGAGUUCUUUUCUUCAAGCUCUUAUACCAUCAUGGAACUCAGCUUAUUUGCUUCUGGGCUUCUUUGCUUAUUUGGCAAUUGCGGGAUCCAUUGUGCUGGGAAAACUGGUUCCUGGGGUUGUUCUUGCUGAUGGAACUCGCCUUCAUUAUCGCUGCAAUGGUUUAGUCUUGCUUCUUCUGUUGGUUGCACUUCUUGGGAUUAGUGCCAAGAUGGAUUUUGUAUCUCCUACCGCUAUAUCUGAGAGAGGAUUUGAGCUGCUGUCCACAACAUUUAUCUUCAGUUUUCUUGUGACUCUGGCACUGUAUUUUGCGGGCUGCAAGUCACAUAGUAAAAGUUCAUCACUAAAACCCCAUACCACUGGAAACCUGAUACAUGAUUGGUGGUUUGGAAUACAACUAAAUCCUCAUUUUAUGGGUAUUGACCUCAAAUUUUUGUUUGUUAGAGCUGGAAUGAUGGGGUGGCUGCUUAUCAAUUUAUCCGUUCUUGCAAAGAGCAUUCAAGAUGGUACUUUGAGCAAAUCAAUGAUUCUCUUCCAAAUAUUCUGUGCAUUAUACAUCUUGGACUACUUUGUGCAUGAAGAGUACAUGACAUCAACCUGGGACAUAAUUGCAGAGAGGUUGGGCUUCAUGUUGGUCUUUGGAGAUUUAGUUUGGAUUCCUUUUACUUUUAGCAUUCAGGGCUGGUGGCUCUUAGCAAACGAGGUGAAGUUAACAACGACAACCAUUAUAGCUAAUUGCCCUGUCUUCCUGAUUGGAUACAUGGUAUUUCGAGGAGCAAACAAGCAAAAACAUGUAUUCAAAAAGAAUCCAAAGGCCCCUAUUUGGGGUAAGCCUCCAAAAGUCAUUGGUGGAAAGUUACUUGCUUCUGGUUAUUGGGGUAUUGCUAGACAUUGUAAUUACCUAGGUGACUUGCUUCUUGCUCUCUCCUUUAGCUUACCUUGUGGGAUAAGUUCACCAGUUCCAUACUUCUAUCCAAUAUAUCUUCUUAUUCUGUUGAUAUGGAGGGAGAGAAGGGACGAAUCUCGUUGUGCGAAGAAGUAUAAAGAGAUGUGGACUGAGUAUCGAAAACUUGUUCCUUGGAGAAUAUUGCCAUAUGUGUAUUAGAAAGAAAAGAAGAAAAAGAAGUCUCCAUUGUAUUGGCUUUUGCAUUUUUGUGGAAUUGAAACUAUUGAUAGAAGUUGCAUACUGUUUAUGAAGGAGUUUAUUAAUAAGAACCUUGUUUGAUUUUAUGAAAGUGAGAUGAAUAUUUUAGCAAA
Messenger RNA from Arachis ipaensis, 2376 nucleotides. NCBI's taxonomy places the organism in Eukaryota, Viridiplantae, Streptophyta, Magnoliopsida, Fabales, Fabaceae. The record is from RefSeq and is a predicted model, not a curated record.